This is a messenger RNA of Leptosia nina, 1485 nucleotides long. Lineage: Eukaryota; Metazoa; Arthropoda; Insecta; Lepidoptera; Pieridae. The record is from the annotation of a GenBank genome assembly.
AUGUUCAGUGAAUCCUAUGAGCGAAGAUUGCUGCAACAAUGCAGUCCUCUAGCCAGAAAGCCGUCAGUGUUGGUCCGACCUGAGCCCAUGGACAGAUUUAUACCCUGCAGGUUGGAUAAGAACUGGGAGACAAGUUUUCAAGCCAUACGCCGAGGCACAGAGAACCAGCCGUCGAAAAAGCCGCGCAGCGACGGCACCGGCAAUGAAAAUGCGAGUACAGGCAGAGAUCACCUCGCCUACAGCUGCCUGCUACGGAAUGAGCUGCUGGGUGCACAGAUCGAGGAGCUUCGCGGCCCCCCGACACCGUGCUCCGAGGGUAACAGAGCGGCCCUGGGUGCGGUUCAACUGGCAUCGGCUGCGAAGGCCGCUGCCGCCUUCUCGCCUCCAGUGUUCCGGUUUAGAGCACCCACGUAUAGCGCUGAGGAGAACAUAGACCCGUCACCCUUCAGCUUAUCACCGGUGUCUGCGAAAUCACAGAAGCUAUUGAGAUCCCCACGAAAAGCCACAAGGAAAAUAUCACGGAUACCAUUCAAGGUCCUGGAUGCCCCAGACCUCCAGGACGACUUCUACCUAAAUUUGGUGGACUGGUCAGCUCAGAACGUGCUCAGUGUGGGUUUGGGUAGCUGCGUAUACCUUUGGAGCGCUUGCACAAGUCAAGUGACUCGAUUAUGUGAUCUAUCUUCGGAAGGUAACACGGUGACUUCGGUGGCUUGGAGCGAACGAGGACAUUUGGUAGCAGUCGGUACACAAAAGGGUCAUAUCAGCGUUUGGGAUGUGGCAGUCAAUAAAGAGGUCUCAAAGCUCCAGGGUCACGUCGCUCGAGUGGGCGCUUUAGCCUGGAACGGAGAUAUGCUAAGUUCCGGCUCCCGUGACCGUCACAUCAGACAGAGAGACACCAGGACACCACCGACACAAGCCUCCCGUGUGCUACAAGGGCAUAGACAAGAGGUGUGCGGUUUGAAAUGGUCACCGGACGGACAGUCCCUCGCCUCGGGCGGCAACGACAAUAAGCUGUUUGUAUGGUCUAUGCAUUCGACGUCCCCAGUGCAGACGUACGCAGCGCACGUGGCAGCUGUCAAGGCGAUCGCGUGGUCCCCCCACCAGCACGGGCUGCUGGCCUCCGGAGGGGGGACGGCUGAUAGAUGCAUCCGCUUCUGGAAUACUCUUACCUCGCAGCCGAUGCAGUGUGUCGAUACUGGGUCUCAAGUGUGCAACCUGGCGUGGUCCAAACACUCGAGCGAGCUGGUUUCCACUCACGGUUACUCCCAGAAUCAGAUACUCGUGUGGAAAUAUCCUUCGCUUACGCAGGUCGCCAAACUUACCGGUCAUUCAUACAGGGUGCUCUAUUUAGCGUUGUCACCGGACGGUGAAGCGAUUGUCACUGGGGCCGGCGAUGAAACGUUGCGUUUUUGGAACGUAUUCUCCAAAACACCGUCGCACAAGGAAAACAAGAGCGUCCUCAACCUCUACACGGCGCUCAGAUAA